Molecule: messenger RNA, 4409 nt
Organism: Micropterus dolomieu (smallmouth bass)
Lineage: Eukaryota; Metazoa; Chordata; Actinopteri; Centrarchiformes; Centrarchidae
Product: zinc finger protein 37-like
Exons: 12
Coding region: 1183-4089 (968 amino acids)
Source: RefSeq, a predicted model, not a curated record
UCCCACAACCACCAGAGACUAGAGCUUCUAGCCAACUAUUUUUGAUAAUCUAAAUGAGCGUCAGUGUCAGUCGGUCAGUGGACUUUGCGGGACAGUCUCCCACCACUAUGAUACCAGAGAUGAGCCCAGUGAGAGUUGUCGUCUGCAAGGUGCAGGAGCUUGACGGACUGGUGACUGGAGGUGCAGCUCUACGUGGAGAAGAGCAGAGGGGAAGGUUCUGGCUCUAAAUGCCGACGGCGUGAUAGGCACUGCUCACUGUAGUGUAGCAGUGAUCCAGAGUUUUCUCCUCUCUGAUCGGACAUUUAAUAAACCGUCUGUAUUUGGGGAGUUUGGGGCAAAGAUUUAAUUUUUUACAGUAGCCAAGAACAGUAAAUUAAGGAGUCCAGGUUUGUCCGCUCCACUCACACAGUAUCUUGUCAGAUUGAGCGUCCUGCACGUUGGCCUGCGGUGAAAUGUCAACACCGACCAGGGAGCGUAGAAGGGCUUACACAUUAUGAAAAAUGAUACCAGAUCCGAAGAACAGUGCUGUUCAAUCACACUGUUGCACCAACCACUGCUGAUGUAGAAGCAGUCAACGGCCUGAACAUAGUAGAGCUUACCUUUGACCAGGACACUGAUAAACAUUUUUCAACAUUUUCUGACAUUUUAUAGACCAAAAAACUAAUAGAUUAAUCAAGAAAAUGAUAGAUUGUGAAAAUAAUUGUUAGUUCCAGUGCUAGGAUGCUUAUUAGUUUAGUAUGGUUGCUCAGGAUGAUUGUUUAGCUGUUGCGUGGUGCGUUGAGCAGCAAGGUGCUGGUGAUAGGAACACGUUGUUAGGUGGUUGUUAUUACAGUAUCUAUUGUGGCGUUCACUAAUUAAUUAUAUUUAAAUUCGACACCAUACAGUGAUAUUUUGGAACUUUGUGGCAACAGUAUUUUUGCCCACAACACAAAGCUGCUUCAUAAAAAAAUAGGUUUCCCCAGUUGGGUGAUGAAGAACUUGACUGGCCUGUACAAAGUUCUGACCUCAACUUCAUCCAUCUUUGAGAUGAACUGGACUGUGAGCCCGAUCUGGCAGUGCUGGACCUCACUGAAACCUCUGGUGUCUGAAUGAGAACAAAUCCCUGCAGCUGGUUCAACAUCUGGUAAAAGCUUGAAACCAGCAGUGUGGAGACUGUUGGAGCAGCAGAUUGAUGAACCACACAUGGGUGUAAUGAUGCUCCAGUGUCCACAAACUUUUCAAGUACAGUCCAUUUCCCCCACAGCCUGGUCUGACAGGAAAAGGGCCAGCAGACCUCGGAGACUCCUAACCCUCAGGAUCUGCAUCCUGGAGGACUCGCAGGCCGUGCUCUCAAAAAGCGUGUUUCAGAAAUGUCCGGUUCAGGAGCUGCAGUGUCCUAGUAGCCUGCAGGAGGCGGACUUCCUGGACCUACUGAGGUCCACCUUCCCUCAGCUGGCUGCUCAGAAACAGUUUGACUUCUUCACAUCCGACAGGAGCAGGAGGCUCCUUCCUCUGAGAGUAAAGACGCUGACACCAGUGGAGAUCUACAAGGGCAUCAGGCUCACUGGAGCAGGACACUCAGCCCUCUACAUCCGACUGGAGAGAAGUGAUGAUUCUCCAUCCAGCUCUGCCACCACGUCAGCUGGUCAAAGCCAAAUGAACCCCAGGUUAUCGUCUCCCAGAGAUUUGUCUCACCAGGCGGUAGAGGCUGAGGAGGAGGAAGAGGUAGAACUCCACCUUUUAAAGAGAAACCACGGUACCACCACCGAUAUUACGUCCACUCCCGCCGUGGUGAUAAAAAGCGAUGAAGCCGGGCUCAGCCCAAGGUCAUUUUUCUUCAGAGGCCAGUCUGACAGGAAAGGGCCCGGUAGACCUCGGGCCAUUGACAAACAGAAGCACCUGGAUCUCAGGAUCUGCAUCCUGGAGGACUCACAGACCGAUGUGCUCUCGAAAACCGUGUUUAAGAAAUGUCCGGUGCAGGAGCUGCAGUGUCCUCUGGGCCUGCAGGAAGCGGACUUCCUGGACCUACUGAGGUCCACCUUCCCUCAGCUGGCUGCUCAGAAACAUUUUGACUUCUUCACAUCUGACAAGAGCAGGAGGCUCCAUCCUCUGAGAGUAAAGACGCUGACACCAGAAGAGAUCUACAGCGGCAUCAGGCUCACUGGAGCAGGACACUCAGCCCUCUAUAUACGACUGAAGGGAACAACCCUGUUACAGACCGGAGAGGAUCCUCAGAGCAGCAGGGAAGACCUUCAUCCUGUAGAGAGGCCAGAUGAUUCUCCAUCCAGCUCUGCCUCCACAUCAGCUGAUCAAACCCAAAUACACCCCAGGUUAUCGUCUCCCGGAGAUUCGUCUGUGAGGAGGAAGCCUGGCAGACCAAGCCUUCACGGAGGAACCAAUCACCACCUGCUCAGAGUCUGCGUACUGGAGGAUUUGCAGUCAGAUGUUCUUUCACAAAACGUGUUUCAGAAAUGUCCUGUUCAGGAGCUGCAGUGUCCUCGUGGCCUACAGGAGGCGGACUUUCUGGACCUGCUGAGGUCCACCUUCCCUCAGCUGGCAGGACACAACAAACCUUUUAACGUCUUCAAGUCCGACAGGAGCAAGAGGCUCCAGCCGCUCGAAGUAAAGACGCUGACACCAGAGGAGAUCUUCAGGAGCAUCAGGCUCACCGGAGCAGGAUACUCCGCCCUCUACAUCCGACUGAAGACAGGAGAGGAGGAGGAGCUUCACCUUUUACAGAGAGGCGCCGCCUCCACUGAUUUUCCAUCCACCGUCCAAAGCGAUGAGGCCGGGCUCAGCUCAAGCUGCUCUGUUCAGCAUGUGGAAGGUGACAAAGUGGAUGUUCAGUCCAGCAGCUCAACAUCACAACAACAGGACAUGGAAACGGAGGAAGCUGAUGAUGAAGAUGCUGCUGAGAGCCAAGUGGACUCCAGUGAUGACGAAGACAAAGAUGGAGAUGAGGCGUUCAACGGAGACGACGACUGGAAACCAGAUCCUGAUCUGCAGUCGCCAAAAAAGAGGAAGAAGCUAGAGUCCAAUUUGUCUGGUGUGAAGGGGCAGUUGAUUGGGAGCAGUAAAACGCCCUGUAAAGUCUGUGGACUUUUGUACCGGAACUUGGGCAGUUUGAUCAAACACGCCUGGAGUCACGUUGAGAAAUCACAGCUUGUUUGUGGAGUGUGUGGAGAGAAGUUUGAAUCUGUAGAAGAGUUAAAGGGACAUCUUAGAAAUUAUCAAAAAAGUCACGACUGUUCAUAUUGUGGGAAAUCUUUCCUCACCAAAACUAGCCUCAACUCCCACACCACUCUACACACAGGAGACAGACCGUUUAAAUGUGACGUUUGCCACAAAACCUUUGGACGAUUGUCAACUUUGUGUGCUCACCGUUGGGUCCACGUGGCUGAUAAACCACACAAGUGUGAUAUUUGCCCGAAGGCGUUUGGUCUAAAGACGCAGCUCAAAGCUCACAGCAUGAUACACACAGGUAGAGACAAGUACCACUGCAAUGUUUGUGGUAAAUCUGUCUACGACCGGCGAUCUUUAACUCGCCACAAGGCGACCCACUCGGUAGAGAGACGUUACGGCUGUGAGCUUUGUGGGAAGCGUUUCAAAGGUCCCGCUGGGUUGAAGUCGCAUGAGAAGGUCCAUGCCUCCAGAGACCGGCCGUACCUCUGCCACAUCUGCUGCAAGACGUUUGUGGAAAAGAGCAGUUUAAAAACUCACAUGCUAACGCACAGCAACGAGAGGCCGUUCAUCUGCAGCAUAUGUAGCAAAGGCUUCAAAUCCAGCGCAAAGCUGAACGUGCACAUGCGUGUGCACACCGACGAGGCGCCGUACAGCUGCUCAGAGUGCGGCCGCUGUUUUAAACACAAGACUUACCUGACCAACCACGUUAGGACCCACCUGGGCAUCAAGCGGUUUGUCUGUGGAGUUUGUGGGAAAGCGUGCUUUCGCCAAGACCACCUGAAGGUCCACAUGAGGACCCACAACGGAGAGAAACCUUACAAGUGCACCGUCUGCGACAAAGCUUUCACUCAGAGCCACUGUCUGAAAACACACAAGAAGAGCCACCAAGGAGAAGAAAACCUGUUCCUGAACGCAUCCACCUCCUAAAAAACUCCUUUUAUCAACCUGUUCUGUCUAAAAAGUGGUGAUGGAGGUUGUUUUGAUGGCAUUGAAAACCACAUCUAUCCUUCAUUCUUUUGUGAUACUGACAGAAAUGUGUCCACAACACAGAAAACUAACUUCUGCUUGGACUUGUAAACAUUAUCAUUCUUUGAACACACAAUUAUACACACAUUUUACAUAUAGAACAAAACUUUCCCCUUCCUACUUUACCUGGUUCAGCCCUCUGCCUCCCCUUCUGAAAUCAGCUUGUAUGUGACUUUGACGUCAGCAAGGACACAAGUUUCUUAAUAAACUUAACAAAUAGA